AUGGCGACCGUCUCCAUCACGGAAGACUUAGAAUCGUAUCUGGCUUCGCUGCGUUCGUAUCUCGACGCUACGCCUCGGACUCGUCGGAAGGCUGAGUCGACGGGGAGCACGUCUGGUCCGCAGCGGAUGAGUGCGAGUGCUAUUCGAAAACCCGUCUCGGGGGAGGGGACGGGGGAUUUGAAGAAAUCGAAACGCCCUGAUUUCUUGCAGAGGGGGUGA
Molecule: messenger RNA, 219 nt
Organism: Monascus purpureus
Lineage: Eukaryota; Fungi; Ascomycota; Eurotiomycetes; Eurotiales; Aspergillaceae
Source: the annotation of a GenBank genome assembly